ACUGUGGGCUGACUACUCGCCCUAAAUAAAUUACUUUUUGAUAAUAUUCUAAUGUAUUGAGAUGCACCUGUAUAUCAUUCUCAUAUAUAAUUAAAAGGCUCUCUUGAGUGCAUGCAUUAAAAUGCAACUGGAUUCAAUGCAACUGCCUUAAUUGCAGAACAACGAGGCACUCAGUGAAACAAAUGCCGCGUGCUAGACCGGUUCGUUUCUGGGAGUUAUUCGUUAACAAAGUUUCGAUUUCUGCGGAGUGAAGGGAGAAAGUGAAACUGAUGUGAGCGCCUCUCAUGGGGAGUGCGCUGAACCUGUGUCUCCGCAUACGACGCAAAAUGCCCGGCUUUGUGGACCUCGUUUUUACCCUCUUCAGAUGGCUGUUUAACGGGGUCAAUCCGCUAUGGCGCUGGGUGACUUCGUUCCCAGGUGUUCGGUUCCUCCCUAGACUGCCGCUGCCUUGGUGGACGAGGAGCGGAAGCGCUUCGGACGAGGAAACGGGGACCGAGGACGACUUCACCGGAGAUGAAUACAAAGCCGACCAGGCAGACGAGUUUUACUGCGAAUAUGAUUCGUCCUGGGAGACGGAGCCGGGGGAGAGCUCCCAACCUAAGAGGGCCAGAUAUUCUGGAGGGCUCAGAAAUAACAAUUUCAGCAGGUUUCAAAAUGCUGCAAGAGACAUGCAGAAAUACAGGAAUGCCACCAACGUCAUAUUGCAGGAAUACAGGACAGCCACCGAGCUGAAUAGUACAACAAAAUCUGAAGAGCCACAAGAACUGCAUACCAUGCCCAAUCUGAGCUUUUACCUUGGGAAGACGCCCUCUUUACCAGACGGUGUCUACAUUAAGGAUUUCCACCACAGCUGGAAGGGAAAAUAUAACCAGCUGGAACGUGUGCACACCUUUAUCCAGUGGCUGUUUCCUCUGCAAGAGCCAGGGAUGAACUACGAAGCCAAAAUCCUAACAAGAAAGGAAAUUGAGGAGUUUCGUCGUAGUGACGUAGCAAAGGAAAAUCUGCUGGAGUCUUACAAGCUCAUGUUGGAUUUUUAUGGCAUCGCGUUUAAAGACGGAACAGCAGAGCUGAUAAGAGCAGACAACUGGAUGGAGAGGUUCGAGAAUCUAAACAGACACACGCACAACAACUUGCGCAUCACCCGCAUCCUGAAGUGCCUGGGAACUCUUGGAUACCCUCACUACCAAGCCCCUCUGGUUCGGUUCUUCCUGGAGGAGACUCUCGUCAACAAGGAACUUCCAAACGUCAAGGAGAGCGCCCUGAACUACUUCGUGUUCGCCGUCCUUGACAAGCGAGAGCGCAGGAAGCUUCUCCAUUUUGCCUACGAGCACUACGAGCCUAAAAGCCAGUUUGUGUGGUGCCCGAAGAAAAUCCAGGAUGUGUGGUCGGCCCGUUCGGAGGAACCAAAAAUGACCGAGAGAGACGGUUGGACCGAAACUUCAGUGUUAAACAAGUGACUAUGUUGUAGCAAUAAAUACGUUGACGGUAACGAUGAAAGUCUUUUGCAGAGUCUAAAAGCUGGUGAAGAGCUUUAUGAUCGGCAAGUAUUGAAUGAUAAAGUUUAGUCUAUUGUCCUCCACUGAACAGAAACAAUGUGAGUGCAGUCGUCUUUUCAGGUCUGUCUGUAAAUCCUGUUUGGAGGUUUUCAAUUGUUGCGUUAUUCUUACUGUUCUUUAAUACUGGAUGUAUAUGUUUUGCACUAAGUAGCUUUAAUAACAGAGAUUGAAGUACUUUACAGCAGCUCAGAAUACACAAGGUGGACUUAACCUGUGAUUAUUUUUGCUCAUAAUUAUUGUUUCUUAGUUUGACUUUUAGGAUUGGGAUGUUCAUACUUGAGUUGUUUAAAUUGCUUUGUUUUCUCUACUCAUAUUUCAUGUGUUUUUUUCUCAUUAAAGGAAUAGUUAUACUCCAUAAACCGACUCAUUCGAAUUGAAAGACUAUAGUGAGAAAAAGGCUUUUUACUAUAUCUGCUUGUUUCGUAUCUUUGACGUCCCUGAAAAAGC
Messenger RNA from Fundulus heteroclitus (mummichog), 2003 nucleotides. RefSeq names its product opioid growth factor receptor. The record is from RefSeq and is a predicted model, not a curated record. The transcript has 8 exons. Gene Ontology annotation, cellular component: membrane. Lineage: Eukaryota; Metazoa; Chordata; Actinopteri; Cyprinodontiformes; Fundulidae. Bases 285 to 1457 code for a protein of 390 amino acids. Gene Ontology annotation, molecular function: opioid growth factor receptor activity.